UCAAAAUGAAUGUCAACUACUUCAAUUUUCUGUUCUCUCGAAUUGUCCAAGCGAUAGCGUUUUUUUGGCACGGAUCCAUCUUAGAAGAACGCAAGCUGAAUAUAGAUACUUACCCCUGUGCAGAAUCGAGUAAAUCUAGAUGGAAAAUCUCUAACCUUGGUACGCACCUUGGACGGACACUACACAUGGGAGAUCAAAUCAAUUGCUAAGAAUAAAAGCAUUUCCUAUCAAUCUGGCAGCUUCGCCAAAUCUUCCGUUGUAACCCACAUGAUUCACAUACUUAUUCACAGCGCGAGUGUCUGGCAUAUAGAGGAGACGAUAGAGUAAAUUUGUUUCACAUCACUUUUACGAGUAAGAACCAUCUCAGUGCGAUAUUAGUACCUACACUUUCAUCUCUUUCUGCCAAUUUGCCGACUCGUCCUUGUUGUCCUGCUGCGUGACGCCUCACAACCGAGGGCUAGCUGUCCUGUUUACGGAUGAGAUUUUCUGCAACAACAGAAAUCUGAUGGUGGUAUCCUCUGCCACGUAGCUACGUAAACAUAGAAUGUAGAUACAGCCUGCUAGGAACUGCACUGAUCAACAGUAAGAAUAUGGUCCCAGCGCCGCCUUCUUCUUGUUCCUGGAGCCAAGUACUUAUCCCACGUACUGUUCUGCGUACAUCCUAGCCGGACGAGCUGCUUUUAUCAGCGAAUAGGAAAGAAGCAGAACAACGAACGUCGCUGAGAAAGUUAAAGGCUACCUUCAACAUUUGAAAAUAAUGGCAAGCGAUAGUGACGUGUCAGAUAUUUCCCUGGUUUCGGCCGGAAAAGAGAAGGACCGCGGCGCAAAACCGUCUGGCAAAGACCACCGGCGAGAUCGGGAUCGAGACCGCGACAAUAGCAAAAGAGACAAGGAUCGGAAAGAGCAGCACCAUGACAAGAAGCGCGAUCGAGAGCGUGAGCGCGACCGGGACAGGACGGCAAAAAGGUCGAAGGACCGCGACAAAGACGAGCAUAGAAGUCGAAAAGACACAAAAGACCGCGACCGAGAUCGCACGAAAAAUAACCGUAGUCGCAGCCGGCCGCGAAAAUCGCGUGGCGAGCCGGAGGCAAACGGGGUGAAAGCUCCUUCGAAAAACGAGAAAGCAAGCAAGGAAAAAGACAGGGAUACGAAGACGAGUAGCGGUGACAAGACGCAUCAACCGCCGAAGACCAUCACAACGGCCAACGGCGGCGUGGUUCUGAAGCCAAACAGUUCAUCAAAAGACAACAAUAAGGACCAGCACGGCAACAAGGACAGCGCUGCUUCUGCGGUCAUCGCAAACGGUACGUCGAACAAGGAGCAGAUGAAUAAGGACCAUAGUAGCAAAGAUGGUGCAGCUCCGUCUGCUGGCGCUGCACCGGCGCCGCCUCCAGUAGAGCGGAAAGCGAGCGAGGAUCUGGCCAAGACCAAGUCGCAAACCUCUUCCUCCGGCCUGAACAAGGCAAUUUCCGGGACCAUAGUCGCCACCUCAGGCCCCGCGAAAACGGAAAAGGAACUGAAGCACAUUAAAAAGACGGAAAGUCUGCGGGUGGAGAAAGAAAAGAGUCUGAACAACCCCCGUGACAUCGACACCAGGCCGAAAAAACGAAGUCGGUCGCGCGGGAAAAAGAGCCGGGAGCGCCGCGAGAGGGACGAGGCCGCCAAGCGGCAGCGAGGACAGCACAAAGAGACCUCUAGAGACCGAGGAAAGGAGAAAUCACCCCGCGGCCGUGGCGGAGGACCAGAUAACCACCAUCGUAGCAAGGGCGGUAGUCCGCGAGGAAACGACAGACACCACAAGUCGUCGUACAACAAGUCACCGCGCGGAGGUGGCCCUUCACGAAACAACGACCGCGGUCGCGGCUAUCGUGGCGACAGUCGGGCUCGAGGGGGACGCCGCCAUAACAGCCGGUCGCGCCAGCGCGCGGGGAGCAAUUACAGCGACAACCACCAGCAUCACCUGAGCCGCAACAAGAGCGGCAAGGCGAAGCAGAACAGCAAGGACUUCGACGAGCCCUCUUCCGAUUUGGAUAUCAAGGACAUCGAAGAGGAGGAACACGUGGAGGAGGAGAAUGAGGAGGCGCGGUUGGAGAGGUUAAGAAAAGAGCGACUAGAAAAGCGGGCAGCGAUCAUGGCAAAACACGCCAGUACCAGCGGCGGCGACCAGAGCUCCGCGGAAAAGCAGGACACGAGGAAGGAAUUAAUGAUCGCACCACCCUCAGUAAACCUAUGCUGCUGGACGUCUUUUUUUCCUUUUUCAUCACUUUUGUGAUUAAAAACGUGAAGAUGAUCGCGAUGUAUAGAAGCUACAAUCUCGAAGAUGUACUGAAGAGCACCUACUUUCUUGAGGUCUUGGAUCAUGACAAUCAUGUUCAAUGAAAAAACUUUACCAGGUCGACCCUUUGACCGGAACUCCCUACGGCGCGAUGGCAUCCCCUAGCGCCCCGACGGAAGACGACGAGGACAGUAACGAACAGGAGAACCAACCCCACUUGAACGACGAGCUGAACCGGGAGUUGGGGGCCACUGGUAUGCAGGAACUCAACGAGUUCAUCCGUCUUUCGAAAAAAGAGGACGAGAAACAACAUGACUUAGAGGUGGAAGGAGGGCCGAAAAAGAACUCCCCAAAACAAUCAACUCACGAACAGGCCGCGGCGGACAAUAUGUUCGGCGAAAUCUUCGACGCCGGGGACACUGGCCACGCCAAGAAGCUGCAAAACCACGGGGCCGGGGCCGAGGACUGGAACAACGAAGAGGGCUACUACAUCCCCAAGAUGGGCGAGCUCAUCAUGGACCGGUACCAUGUCAUCAACGACCACGUGGGAAAGGGAGUGUUCUCCGGCGUCGCACGCUGCACCGACAAGGCGACCAAGCGGGAGGUCGCCGUCAAGUUCAUCCGUACUUUAUUUAUAAAAGGCUUUUGCUUGCAUAAAUAAUAAGUGAGAACUGCGCAGCACGUGGUCAUUGGCUAGUGUUUGAUGUUUCGUUGUUUGCACAGAGUAUGAAGAAGAAAACGAACAACAAACAGUAAUUUCAAAUUACCGAGCGAUGAAUUGAAAUGGGUUGAUUUCUCGAAAUACAGGCGACAACGCUAUGAUGGCAAAAGCGGCACAGAAGGAGAUUCUGAUUCUGAAACGGUUGAACAAAAAAGAUCCGGACAACCGCCGUUCUGUGAUCCGUCUCAUCGAGACCUUUGUCUACCGCGGCCAUACCUGCAUGGUGUUUGAAGCUAUGAUGUGCUCUCUGCGCGAGGGAAUCAAGGCCUUCAGCAAAAGAGGUACUUACUCAUUCAUCAUUUAUCAUGAUAAGAUAGAUGCUUCAUCUGCAAGCAUGAGUUCUCCCAAGUUAUCCCGCAAUAUAAUAAAUAUCAAAUUCUCGCAUUGAGCGGCUUUCAUAACAGCGAGGGUUUUUCUUGAAAUAGCGCUAGAAGAAAAAGGUGUGUAAACGCGUUCCCACCUUCACGCAUGAACACAAACAACAAACAGCAAUGGAAGGCACCGAGAUGAUCUACUUAUAUUCUAGCAGCUCAAAAAAUUAAUAUCGGGCCGCAAAAAAAAAGAAGUAUAAAUCAUUGAAUUCCACCACCUACAGAUCGCGGCGUAUCUCUGGGUCUGGCGCAACAGUGGACCAAGCAGUUCAUGGUGGGCUUACGGCACAUCCAUCGGAACGGCAUCAUUCAUGCCGAUAUCAAGCCGGAUAAUCUGCUGGUCAACGACCCGAACAAGCAAAUUCUGCUGAAGAUCUGCGAUCUCGGCUCCGCUUUGGACUCCCACGAGGUGGAGUCCAACGGCUAUCAAGUGUCCCGGUUCUACCGCGCACCGGAGGUUAUCAUCGAGGCCAACUGGGACGCUAAGAUCGACAUUUGGAGCGCGGCCUGCACGGUGUGGGAGUGCUUGACCUCCAAGAUCCUCUUCAAGGGUGACACAAAUAACGAUCAGCUCAAGGUGAUCAUGGACAUCAAGGGUAAAAUGAGCGGCAAAAUGAUCAAGAGCGGGCGGUGUUGGAAAAAAUACUUCGAUGAACCCGGGAUGGACUUUGUGUACUUGUUUAGUUUAUUUCUUGUUUGAAAUUCUUUUUUUUUUCUGAGAUGCGACUUUAUCACUCUGAAUCUUUCUGGGGGCAACGUCGUGUUCCCGCAUCCGCAAUCGAACGACGCAGAUGACCUUUUCAACAUGUGAAUAUAAUAUUCAUAUUUAUUCAAUAAAACAGCCACGUCUACAUGGACCGCAGCACUCUGCGGGACACUACGAAGAAGGUUUUGUCCUUCCCUACCAACACGGCUUCGGUGUUUACAGACCAGCUGACCGCGCACCUGGAUGCCAAAACCCGUAACAGCAGGGACCCGGCUGCCGUGAAGUACAUGCAGAUGAUGAAGAGUGCGGGCGACUUUAUGCACCAGCUUACCACGCUUGACCCGGCGAAGCGCCCGGAUGCUGACGAAGCGCUUAAGCAUCCGUUCUGCCAAACGUCGCUGUCUUCCAGCAGUAGACAUCACCACGGCGGCGGUGGCCAGCACCACCCAUCGGCUGGGCCGGGCGGCCAUCACCAUCGGCGGUAA
Molecule: messenger RNA, 4558 nt
Organism: Amoebophrya sp. A120
Lineage: Eukaryota; Dinophyceae; Syndiniales; Amoebophryaceae
Source: the annotation of a GenBank genome assembly